Symbiodinium natans is the source of this 1497-nucleotide messenger RNA. The record is from the annotation of a GenBank genome assembly. Lineage: Eukaryota; Dinophyceae; Suessiales; Symbiodiniaceae.
AUGGCGGCGGCGUACCAGCUCCGAAAGAGAGGACUCACUGUUCGAGUUCUGGAAGCUACAGAUCAUGUCGGUGGGCGCACGCGCAACAUUGACGUGGCCACAGGAAAAAUGGACGUUGGCACGGAUGAUGUCAUUGAAAUUGGCGGUACAUGGCUAUCUCCUGAUCACUCUGCGGCGUUGGACCUUUGCAGAGAGCUGGACAUUGAAGUCUACAAUGCCAGCUUUGUACCUGACCUCGACAUGCCGUCCGCUCCGAAGGAGGACAUGCCCUGGUGGUACUGGGGGUCAGACUACCCUGCAGAGCAGCGGCAGCUUCUGAAGCAGUCAGUGGUUCACACCUCCAGUGGGCGACACCUCUACACCACGGCCAGCGAGCUCAAGGCAGCCCUUCCAUCUCGCUCCAUCACGUCCUUGCAGCGCGUUGGAGAUUUCAUCGAUGGAAAAGCUGCAGGCAUCAGCGACAGGUGUUGGACUGCCAACGGCACGUCUUCUGCAUGGAGAGAAGCCGACAGAGACACCACCUGGGGGGCGCUUGGUGGAAAGCUGGAGGGCAAGGAUGCCGAGCAGGUGCUGAGAAACUGCAUCCACGAGAAAAACGCACAGGAGCCAGAAGCGGUCUCAUUCCUGUACAACCUCCUGUCCUUCAAAGGCUGCAACAGCAAGGGCGCAGACUCGCAGUAUCGAGUGCGCGGAGGAACUCAAGCCAUCCCACUCCGCAUUGCCGCGAAGCUUGGGGAUUCUGUGCUCUUGGGCCAGGAGGUGACCUCUGUCAAAUCCGACCGUGAGGGCGUGGAGGUCCGCGUUCGAUCAGGGAAGAGUUUCCGUGCGCGAGCAGCAAUCCUCACAGGACCUCCUUCAGCAAUAUUGGGUAUAAGUUUCGAUCCGCCUUUGGGUGGUGCCGAUGCCCAGUGGUUGCAGCGGAUGCCGAUGGGGACUUCGCUCAAGCUGGCAGCCGUCUACAAGGAAGGGCCAUGGUGGAGGGAGCUUGGCCUGCAGGGUGAAAUCCUGUCCACGAGCCUGCCACCGAAGCUGUCGCUCCCCGCCCCCGACACCGAUCUGCCUUUGUUUGUCCAGUGCAUGGACCACUCGCCCUACUCCAGACGACUUGGUGUUAUCGUGUGUUUUGUGGAGGGCCGGCAGAACCUUCAUUUUCUACAGAUGAGCCAGAAUGAGCAGCAGGAGCGCUUCCUGGAGUUCCUGGCGAUGAGCUUCAACAGCUCAAAGGCCAAAACACUGAGACCAAGCUUCGUGACGCACAACUGGGCGGAUCAGCCAUUUGCUCGGGGAGCUUACACCGGCUUCUUCACACCAGGUGUCAUGUCGGUUCCGGCGUUCUGGACAGCCUUCCAAAACAUGGAGAAGCUCCCCAACGUCUUCUUGGCAGGCUCUGACUACCACAUUGGUUUCGGCAACGGCUACAUCGAGGGGGCUCUGCGUGAUGGAGAAGGCGCCGCCCAUCGAGCGGCAGAGCGCCUUCAGCGCGCGAUGCAUGUCUGA